This is a messenger RNA of Penicillium crustosum, 912 nucleotides long. RefSeq lists its product as uncharacterized. The transcript has 2 exons. Bases 1 to 912 code for a protein of 303 amino acids. NCBI's taxonomy places the organism in Eukaryota, Fungi, Ascomycota, Eurotiomycetes, Eurotiales, Aspergillaceae. The record is from RefSeq and is a predicted model, not a curated record.
AUGAAACGCACCACGCCUUCUCCGAAACGUCGGGGACUCUUCAGUCAUGCCCCACGACAACUCAAUCCCCAGGUAUCUGACCUGUGUCCUGAUUUUAUCAAUGUCAGCCCAUCUGGUGCCAGGUCGAUGAUUGAAAAGAUCAACUCCGAGCACGCUGGUAGACACUUGGCUUUCCAAAACACCGGCGAUCAACUCGAGCUUUUGAGGCUCGAGACCUUGCGUCUCAAGUUAUUGGAGUCUACGAGAUCCAAGUCUAGCCCAGAAAGCGAUAUGGCUCCUCAACGUGUGACCUCCGUCUCAACUGAAGACUUGAGUUCCAAUGGAGAACCCGGUCCCACGGUCCCAAACUCAACACGAUCCUCGACGCGAUCCUCGAUGCGAUCCCGUCCUGCAGUCUUGAGCGAGAGUGAGAUCAGCGUUCUUGAUCUUGGCCCCAGUCUACACUCUACCCAUCUUUCAGCUCGACCCUCUCGCCGCAACUCAUCCUCUUCAAAUGCUCAUACUGGAACCGGUCUCGCCCGCACCACUGCUCCCAGCUUUGUUCCAGGACCUAGCAGCGACACUUCGGACCAACAAGUUGAAUAUCAUCUCCGAAUAGACGAGCUUGAAUCUGUUGCUCUCACUUCCGCUAGUGGCUCCGUUAACAACGAGUUCCCUCUCAACCUACGUCAGCGCCGCCAGAACCGAACCAACAUCAACCUGCCCAGCCCUCAGGAGUUGCGCCUUAAUCGCGCACACCGUGCAUUUUCCCCUCAGUGGCCCUCACAGUCUCUGCCGCCCCAUCCAACUCUACGACGUGCUCAGAGCUCUUUUAGUGGAAUGGACCCGGCUUUUUCGGCUAUGCGUAAUGCAGAGCGGGUAAGACAAAACGCACGCGAUGCUGCAGGCCCUCGGAGUGCCGAUCGGAAGUGA